Westerdykella ornata is the source of this 1944-nucleotide messenger RNA. RefSeq lists its product as uncharacterized. Bases 1 to 1944 code for a protein of 647 amino acids. Gene Ontology annotation, biological process: protein transport to vacuole involved in ubiquitin-dependent protein catabolic process via the multivesicular body sorting pathway. The transcript is spliced from 4 exons. The record is from RefSeq and is a predicted model, not a curated record. Gene Ontology annotation, cellular component: ESCRT-0 complex. Gene Ontology annotation, molecular function: ubiquitin binding; phosphatidylinositol binding. Lineage: Eukaryota; Fungi; Ascomycota; Dothideomycetes; Pleosporales; Sporormiaceae.
AUGUUUCGCGCACAGCAGAAUGCUUUUGACGAUGUCGUAGUCAAGGCAACCGACGAGAACCUCACCUCCGAAAACUGGGGCCUCAUCCUCGACGUCUGCGACAAAGUCUCCGGCUCCGAAACCGGCGCCAAAGACGCCGUCCAAGCCCUCAUCAAGCGCCUCGCCCAUCGCAAUGCCAACGUGCAGCUCUACACACUGGAACUGGCCAACGCGCUCAGCCAGAACUGCGGGCCGGCGCUGCACAAGGAGCUAGCGUCGCGGAGUUUUACAGAUGCAUUGUUGAGGCUGGCGGCGGAUCGGAAUACCCAUCAGCAGGUGAAGGCCAAGAUAUUGGAGAGGAUGGCGGAUUGGACGGAGAUGUUUGCGAGGGAUCCCGAUUUGGGGAUCAUGGAGCAGGCCUAUAUGAAGUUGAAGGCUCAGAGUAGGUGGAUCAUGCGUAUAUACCCUACAUUGCGCCCUCCUUCCAAACCGUUGAAGAUGCAAAUCUCCGAACUCGAUCGCCAGAAGGAGGAGGAGGAGCUUCAAAUGGCUCUGAGGAUGUCUAUACAAGAAUCCAAAGGAGCCUCUCCCUCCGCUGCGAAGUCCAACGCCCCCAAGGAUCCCAGCUCUACCUCACAGCCCGCACAAGCGCCACAGUCCGUUCCCUCGGGCACCACUGCCGCCACAGUCUCUCGAGUACGCGCACUGUUCGACUUCCAGCCUUCCGAACCGGGCGAGUUGCAGUUCCGCAAAGGCGAUAUCAUCGCAGUCCUAGAGUCUGUGUAUAAAGAUUGGUGGAAGGGUUCGCUGCGAGGACAGACUGGUAUCUUCCCUCUCAACUACGUUGAAAAAUUGCAAGAUCCUACGCCUGAAGAGCUGGAGCGGGAGGCGCAGAUGGAGGCCGAGGUGUUUGCCCAGAUCCGGAAUGUGGAGAAGCUGCUGGCCCUGUUGAGUACGAGCUCACAGUCGGGCGGUGUUGAUGUGAGGGACAAUGAGGAAAUCACGGAGUUGUACCAUUCUACGCUGGCGAUUCGACCGAAACUGAUAGAGCUUAUUGGAAAGUAUUCGCAGAAGAAGGACGACUUCACCCAGCUGAACGAGAAGUUCAUCAAGGCGCGGCGAGACUACGAAUCUCUGUUGGAGGCUUCCAUGUCCCAACCACAACAACCCGCCUAUGGUCGGCCUUACGGAUACAAUGCUCCUCCUCCAGUAUCCUACGGUUACCCUCCGAGCUCACCAACCCCACAGCAAGAGCCCGGCCGUUACGGCUACGGCGGACCUCCUGCUGGACCGCAAGAGCCUCCCUCACAGUACCCGCCUGCAGGUGCUAAUUCAGCCUUCUAUGUAGUGCCACCAGGUUCACAACCGCAGCAGCAGCAACGGCCCCCUCAGCAGCAGACACCCAAACCUUCUCAACCUACCGAUGCGUAUCCUCCACAACAAGGACGCAUACCCACAGCACGACCCCAGAGCUUCGCUCCCCAGGAACUAGCCACAGGGCACUACGACUCUCCCGUCGACCACCGUCACUCAUACGCCGCGCCACCUCCACAGCAACCAGGUUUUGACCCUUAUGCUCCUCCACCAUCCGGACCCGGCCCACAAAACCCAUACGAGCCAGUUUCCUCACCUUAUCAAGGCCCAGCACCUACUCAACCACAACAACCCCCACCACCUGCACAGCAAGAUAUCUCGCCCCCCUCAGCCCCUUAUUCGCAACCUCCUCCCGCUCAGGGUCAACCGCCACAGGGCAGCGGAUACGGCUACCCGCCGGCCCAACCUUCGCACGCACCGCCCACCAUUCCGUCGGCCGCGAGCCCCGUGUACGGCGCUCCGCCUCAGGGCCCUGGAGCGUCGGCGCAGUAUUUGCCGUAUCGACCCGGACCGGGCGCGGGCGCGGGGGUCGGGGCACCGAGUGCGCCUGUGGGAGGUGGGGGUGGUGGGGAUGAGGGGUUUUACCGUUGA